GCUGUCCCGAAGGCUUACAGUGCCUCGAGGACCUCGCAUGUUGUCGCGCGAAUGCAAGACUCCAGGUAUUUUUAUUACUGUCAGUCCUCUAUUGUGGACAUGCAGAAUCUUCCCCAUCAACAUCGCGUCUAUGAUGACGAUGGUGAGGUAUAUUUCUGCGAGAUCCAACAGUAUCUCAAAUUCGACGAGAUGCCGCCACGAGUGCACGAUGACCCUAGCGCCUCGAGAACGUUCAUUCGUCGGGCAGCGGGCUUCGUUAUACAUGAUGGGCGGUUGUGGAAAAUCCACCGCAAAGCUCUUCCUCGUCUUGUGAUUGCUGACAAUUCUCGACGCUUGGAUCUUCUCAAGCAAGCACAUGACGAUUGCGGCCAUCGUGGACGCGAUCCAACCUAU
This is a messenger RNA of Laetiporus sulphureus 93-53, 393 nucleotides long. RefSeq lists its product as uncharacterized. Lineage: Eukaryota; Fungi; Basidiomycota; Agaricomycetes; Polyporales; Laetiporaceae. The transcript has a single exon. The annotation marks the transcript as partial. The record is from RefSeq and is a predicted model, not a curated record.